This is a messenger RNA of Apodemus sylvaticus (European woodmouse), 1294 nucleotides long. RefSeq names its product aflatoxin B1 aldehyde reductase member 3. Bases 108 to 1094 code for a protein of 328 amino acids. NCBI's taxonomy places the organism in Eukaryota, Metazoa, Chordata, Mammalia, Rodentia, Muridae. The record is from RefSeq and is a predicted model, not a curated record. The transcript has 7 exons.
ACCUGCUAGAAAAGCAGUAGGAGACUCUCCACUUUCUAGAGCUGCAGACUGCUGGACCCAACGUCCUUUCUUAUCCUCCACCUUCCGCCGCCUCUGCUACGGUCAUCAUGUCGCGGUCCCGGCCUGUCACUGUGCUAGGUGCUAUGGAGAUGGGACGCCGCAUGGAUGCGACCUCCAGUGCCGCGUCGGUGCAAGCCUUCCUGCAGCGCGGCCACACCGAGAUAGACACCGCUUUCGUGUAUGCGGACGGUCAGUCCGAGACCAUCCUAGGCGGUCUGGGGCUCGGGCUGGGCCGCAGCGGCUGCAAAGUAAAAAUCGCCACCAAGGCUGCUCCAAUAUUUGGGAAGACACUGAAGCCCGAUGAUGUUCGGUUUCAGCUGGAGACGUCACUGAAGCGGCUGCAGUGUCCCCGGGUGGACCUCUUCUACUUGCACUUGCCUGACCACAGCACUCCUAUAGAGGAGACACUGCAGGCCUACCACCAGCUGCAUCAGGAGGGCAAGUUUGUGGAGCUUGGCUUGUCCAACUAUGCCUCCUGGGAAGUGGCUGAGAUCUGUACCCUCUGCAAGAAAAAUGGCUGGAUCAUGCCAACUGUGUACCAGGGCAUGUACAACGCCAUCACCAGGCAGGUGGAUACUGAGCUCUUCCCCUGCCUCAGACAUUUCGGACUGAGGUUCUACGCCUUCAACCCUUUGGCUGGGGGCCUGCUGACUGGCAGAUAUAAAUACCAGGAUAAGGAUUUGAAGAAGAAUCCCGAGAGCCGCUUCUUUGGGAAUCCAUUCUCUCAGAUGUACAUGGACCGGUACUGGAAGGAGGAACACUUCCGUGGCAUCGCCUUGGUGGAGAAGGCUCUGCAGUCUACCUAUGGCACCACUGCCCCCAGUAUGACCUCAGCUGCCCUGCGGUGGAUGUACCACCACUCACAGCUCAAGGGCACCCAUGGGGAUGCAGUCAUCCUGGGUAUGUCCAGUCUGGAACAACUUGAGCAGAACUUGGCCAUGGUUGAGGAAGGGCCCCUGGAGCCGGCUGUCGUGGAAGCCUUUGACCAAGCCUGGAACCUGGUUGCCCAUGAGUGUCCCAACUACUUCCGCUAAGAUGGAGCUGACUUGGGAGGUGCAGCUUCCUGCUGCUCUGCUUGUCCUGGGUUUGAUCUGAUUCAGUUGUGCUUUCCCUGUUUAAACAAUGCCACUAUCUUUUUUUCCCCCUGCUGACUUAUUAUACACCCAGUUGCCUUCGAUGUGAGCUCACUGAGCCCUAAUACUUCCUGUUGAAUAAAACUGUUACCUGUCACGGC